Messenger RNA from Peniophora sp. CBMAI 1063, 663 nucleotides. The record is from the annotation of a GenBank genome assembly. Lineage: Eukaryota; Fungi; Basidiomycota; Agaricomycetes; Russulales; Peniophoraceae.
AUGAUCCCCACGCCGGACCUCUCGCAUCUCAAGAAAAACGACUAUGAACACGUCUAUGAACCUGCUGAGGAUACAUUUAUUCUACUUGAUGCACUCGAAGAGGAUGCCGAGGCUUUGCGCGCUCUAAAACCCAGCGUCUGCCUUGAGGUCGGCUCUGGUUCGGGCUGCGUCUCCGCCUUCCUAGGCUCGAUCCUUGGCUCAUCAACUACUCUCUACCUCUGCACGGACAUUAACCCUCACGCAGCACGCUGCACAUACCGAACAGGCGUACAGAAUAAGGUGCCGCUAGAACCAUUAUUGGCCUCGCUCGCGGGACCUCUACGCCAACGUCUCGAGCGGCGCGUGGACGUGCUCUUGUUCAAUCCGCCCUACGUCCCGACAUAUGACGAAGAAAUGUCAGGCGCACAAGAUGGCGGGGAUAUAGCUGGUGCAUGGGCCGGAGGUGCAGACGGGAUGCGCGUCACAGACGUGCUUCUCAACCAGAUAGACUCUCUACUGUCGCCAGACGGCCGUUUCUAUCUAGUUGCAGUCAAGGAGAACGAUGUGCCCGGUAUACAGCAACGAAUACGAGAGCAGUAUAGUCUAUACAGCGAUGUCGUGCUGCACCGCCGAGCCGGGCGCGAACAUCUGUACGUCGUGCGAUUCACCCGUAAACCUGUAUAG